GAAGAAACAGCAUGACUGACUUAGGAAAUAAAGAAACUUACUCAUACAAUGGCAGUGUUUACAAGUGUGUUAGAUGUGGGAAAACUUAUAACAAAAAAUCUUUCCUGCAAAAUCAUCAAUGCAACAUUUGUCGUUUGUGUGAUAGAUUAUUUGUGUCUUCACAGAAGCUGAAAUCACAUAACUGUGCCACAUCGCCAUGUGAUGACUGCAAAAAGAGUUUCAAAUCAAGAAAAACUCUUUCCAAUCAUAAAUGCACAUACUGCAAGCAUUGUUCUAUAAUAUUUAGUUCUUUUCAAAAACUGAAUCAACAUUUACAGCACUAUAAUAUUUCUACAGAUGUGACUGAACCAGAAAACAAACUGUCUGAAGCAAGAAAAACCAAAUCUCCAACAACAAAUUUGUGCAGUAGUGGUGUUGAAAUGAAAGUAAAGGAAAGUGACUGGCAAUUGGAAGAAAAUAUAAUCAAGAUAAAGGAAGAAACAUUGAGUGAUACUAAUGAACAAGAUGGGCUUAAUAUACCAAAUUUUAAACACCGACUAGCAUGUGAAUUAAAGAUGGCAACUGACAUCCUCAAUGUUCAAGUCAAGAAGGAGUCCAUGGAGCCUCCUUCUGAGGACAAGGAAAGAGAUCAAGAGAAUGCCCCAGAUAUAGCUCAGAUUGUUGACAAAGAAAACAUAGGAGAGAUCAACUCUUGUGAAAAUGACGCAGCAACCUCUAACAACAAUACUGAGGAUAAAAAUGGUGAUAAACCUGGCACUCCAGUGAUGGUCAUUUCUCCCGAGGGAAAUACAGCAGAACAGCUACAGAGAAUGAUACAACAGCAGUACCUCGUUAACCUGUUACAGUUUCAACAAUCCAUGUUACAGCAGGGACAAGUCAAUCAAACUCCAUCACUUCAGGUUCAACACCAAACUCUUUUGAAUGCUUUGGACUUUACUGGAAAAUCUGGGGAAACAAGCCCUGAUUCCACACAAAACAAUGUCGGUACAGUAAAGGAAAGGAAACAGAAUCGAAGCAUAGAAGGAGAGAUUGGGUCUGAUAAUGAUAGUUUAGUGUUUGAUGAUGAAGUUUACAGCAAUGGCGAGGAAUUGACAGACAAACAGAAAAGUGAAAGAAUAAGACAUUCAGUCGGAGGUCGGAACAUCAAUCAGUAUGGCCGAGAAUUUACAAAUGGCCGUCCCUUGCCAGAUCAUCUGAGAGUCCAGAUUUUACAGCUAGCCCUACAAGGCAUACGACCUUGUGAGAUCAGCAGACAGCUACAAGUGUCACAUGGUUGUGUCAGUAAAAUAUUGAACAGGUACAGAAAGACAGGAAGUAUAAAUCCAGGUCAAAUAGGUGGCAGUAAACCUAAGGUUACGACCCCUGAUGUGGUCAGUCGUGUACGGCAGUAUAAGAUGGAAAAUCCACAGAUGUUCGCAUGGGAAAUACGACAAAAAUUAUUAUCCGAUGGUAUAUGUCAGGAGAAGAAUAUUCCAUCAAUCAGUUCUAUAAAUAGAAUUAUAAGAGACAAAGCUAUACUUCAAAGAAGAAGUUUUGAUGGCAGUCUCAAAGAUUGUGAUACAACUGAUAUGGAUGAUCUCCCUUUAGACACUGAACGUAUACAAAGAUACAUGAUUAGCAUCCCUAAUCUGACAGGAAACCAAAUGACUCCUGCAACAGAAGGUACCAUCAUUCCCGUACAGGUAUCCUUGGAUACUGCACAAGGUGUCCUGGUUCCUACAGUCAACAUGAUUCGCCCUGAGUACUCUCCUCCUAUCGCUCAUCAGCAGACAUCACAGGUGUCACCAACAUUAAUGAGAACCUCACCUAAACAGGCGCCUAGCAGCAUAGUUAUACAAGGAAUUGGAAAUGAUGCCAUUAAAACAAACGAGAAUGCACAACAUGUUUUCACAGUAGAGGAUCUCAGCCGACAGAAAUUUGGUAUUUCUGUCAGUGAAAAUAAUGGACAUGUUCAACCUGCCGUAGGAACAAGUCAGACAGUUGAUAUAGGAGAGCUAGCAGCAGAAGGAAUGAAAUGCAGCAGCUCACCUAAAUCUGACGUUAAUAGACACAAUCUACAUUCUGUCAUUUCACACUUAAUCACUACACAAACGGCAGCCAUUAUGAAAGAAGAUGAUAUUGCAGCUCAGCAAUUACAGUAUCAGAAUGAGGCUGCUCAAGGUCAAAGUUCAGAGACAAUUAUAGAAAUAGAUCCAGAAAUUAAUGAUGCAGUGAGUAAUAUCACAAAAAAUUCUGUCACAAUUUCAAGUCCUUUGUCUCCAAUUGUUACCAAAGAUUAUUCUCCUUUAACACAAAGAAAAUUUAGCAGUGAAGGAGUAUCCAUUAUUUCUUCACCUCAGACAUACACAGUGGCAUCAGACAAGAUUGGAAAUACAGUACCAGUUACAAUUAACAUCGCACCGUAUCAGUUUGAAACAUCAUCGAAGGAAAAUUCACCUCAGAUUUCACCAGCAUUAAGUAGCAGUCAUUCAAUGGAAAAACAUCCUCAAACAUCUCCUCACUCCGGAGGAUCUAAUGCCAGAGGUAAAAGUCGUGACAGGAGUCGUGACAGCAGUUCUUCUGGAAGUUUGUCACCAACCUCAAACAGAGCAAUAUCGGUUGAGAAGAAGGCAGUCUCUCGAAGCAAUGUAGUACCAGCUCUCCCUGCAGCUGUUACAUAUGAUAAAUAUGCCGGAACACUAUUGUAUGAUUAUACCCUGCCAGAUAGAGGUCUUGGAACUGGACCUGGACCAACACCGAGACCACAAUCCAGUAAUAGUGUAAAAUCACAUUCAUGGCACUGCCCACAGUCUCCAGCACAGUUGUCAAUUCCAAGUCCGGCUUUGUCAGACAGAAGUGGAACGUCUCCUCUUGAUCUCUCAUCAGCUCCUAUCAAAGAUAGCAGAAGAGAAUUAGCUAAAAGUCCUGUAUCAGAUAAAGGCUCACUAUCUGCUACAGAUGAUAAUUCAGAGAAAUCUACUCCUCAGAAAGUUUUAUAUGAGAAAAACAUGUUGAUUUUCAGUGAAAAUGAAGUUGAAAUUAUUUCAGUUGGAAAUAAUAAAUGGGUUGUGAGAAACGAGUCACAAUUGUUGUCAAUGACUCAUAAAGGUAAGCCAGAUAGUCAAACUGAGACACAAACAAAUAAACGCCCAAGUGAUGAUGAAAGUGGAAGUCCUGUUGGAUUGAAAAUUCCAAAACUUACAAAUGGAAAUAGUACACCUAUGAUGGUUCAUGGUGCUAACACAGUAAAUAGUUCUGUCCCUUUAACAAAUGGGAACAUGGUUUUUAGUGCUAACGUGUCCGUAGAUUCUCAGUCGGGCAGGGAUCCAAAGAAUUGUCCAGUUUUACAGAAUAUGUUAAAACCAAAGACAUAACAAUGAUGUUUAGACAUUUAAUUUAUCUAUGGUGCAUAUAGUAUACACAUUACAUGUAGUGGGUUACUGACAUUUUAUUUAUAUUGUUAUUUUGUUGUUAACAGUGAAUUCUUGUAUUUUGCAGUCUUUUAAUUCUUGUUAUUGUAUUCUAUCUUAUUAUCCUUAAACUUAACUAUACCAAAUAAGAUUUAGAAAUAUUUUUUAAUGACUUCUGUUUUAACUUCUUUAUUUUUUAAGCUGUAUUUGUUAGUUUUUAGACAUUUGUCAAGGUUACUAUGUUAAACAUAAUGUAUAUCAACUAUAUGCCUUGUAGACUUUUCCUACUUACUAUAUUAGCUUUAGUUGUUAGUUGAAUUAUAGCAUAAUUUUGAUUAUAGCUAAUGAAAUUGCAAUUUUGUAUUCAAGCUUAAAUUAGAAAUUUGUUCUAUCAUCUUAAUUCAAUAUUGCUUAUAAUGUUCUAACAUCUGAGCAAGAAUUGUGCAGUAUUUACCCCCCAAAAAAGUUCAAAUCUGAAAAUCUACCAAUUUUGCACUUGAAAAAAUAUGCAAUAUUUAUUGUGAAGAUCAAACAUUGUAUAGUAUACAGACUAAAUCUAAAGACUUAUUCUUAGUAAUCUGGUUAAGUAAUAAUUCUUUUUAUGUUUCAUGUAAAUUAUUGGCCAGUAAAAUCAUUCUUUAUUUAUAAAAAUCAUAAAUUUCAUAAUAUUUCAUGAUGCAACAUUGUCGGAUGUUUACCAGAACAUUAACAAACACAAAAAAAUAGAAGAAUUCACUGUUUCAUUUGUUGUACCUAAGGAACUGUCCCUGAGACUUUGUCCUGAAAAUGUGUGCCAUGUUAACAAGACAGGUCAAAAUAUAGGACAUUAUUGUCAUUAUUGUUAAUUAUAUAGAUUUUAUUUGGUGAUUUUUUAUUGUAAUUUGUUUAGAAUUGUUAAGAUUUAAGAAAGAACUGAUAGGAAUAAGUCAAUUGUAUAUAUUACAGUGAAAUCCGUCUAAAGUGAAUCCCUUCAAGACAAACAAAUUGGUUUUUAUUAGACAGGAUUCAGUUUGUAGUUUGUACAUGAUUUUUUUCCUUAAGAAUAUUCAUGCAUGGUGUAUCCUUAUCAAUAUAGCUGAGUUUAGUAUAGAAAGGUUACAGUUUAUUUAGGGUUGAGUUAAGCAGGUUUUACUGUAAUAGUAAAUAGAAUUUUGCUCUUUUAAUGUACAACACAUGAGAUAUCUAUCGUUGAUUCCUUUCAUAUUUGGUACAAUGGUUUUUGCGUUAAUGAAGAUAUCAUUGUAUCAUUUUAUUUAGUGAUAAGUUUAUUGGACUUCACCAUAUUCAACAUGUUUAUAUGAGAACAUGUGUAAUAUCUGGUGAAUGCAGCAGCCCUUAACUCUGGACAAAACCUAUCAGAUUUGGUCAUGAUGUGUAGAUUUUCAAAUUAAUCCACCAAUUUUAUUUGAUACAGGUAUAUGGACAGUUUAGCACCUUCUUUAUACCCAUAGAUAAAGUAUAAUGCCAUUUGAACUUAACGUUUACAAACUCUUGUGGUUUCAGUAUAAUGCCAUUUGAACUUAACUUUUACAAACUCUUGUGGUUUCAAAUUUUUUGGUAGAAUUUAUACUUUUAUAACAUGUUCAGCAUAUUUUGUAAAGGCAAUGUCUUUUUAAAGAUUUUGUCUUUUCGUUGAUAUACAAUGUAUGGUUUGUUUGGCAAGGUACUUGGUAAUGAUAUGUAAUGAGUCAUAUUUAGCCACAAUUAUAAUUCUGCAAAGCUGAUUGAAAUCACAGGCCCACAUUAUUGAACUUUUUUUUACACCAUCACCAUGUUUCAAGACAUUUUUCAGUGGUUGAUAAGGAACUUAUGUUUCCACAUGUAAAACUAUUGUAACAAUUGUCUGUGGUUUGUACGUAACAAUUUUACAUUUUACAAGGGAUAACUUUUCUCAGAAAUAUAAUAAUUCAUGUGGUAGAAUGAAUAUAUAAAAUAUUUUGACAAAUAUAUGUAGAAAUCCUUGUAUUAUAUAUUGCCUUGACAAUCAAUUUUGUUGUUGUGUCAGAUACAUGUAAUUUGUAGUUUGUAAUCAUUUUAUUGGUUCACUAUAAUCAGUUUUGAGGCAUUAGCCUUAAAUUAAUGCGAAUGUGGUUAGUCUUUUGACUUUUUGUCAAUAAUGAAUAGCAGUUCAGAUUUUUGGGAGAAUUAUUUUUGUUAUACACUACAUAGCAUCAAAUCCAGUUCAUCAAAUUUUAACAAUAUCUAUCAAAUUGAUACAAAACAAGAAUAAAUAUCAUGAAUAAAAUGUGAAAAUAUUCAUUUCUUUUAAUUAAAUUUCAAAAAGUCAAUGAAAUACAAGGGAAAAACAAACAAGGCAAUAUUUUGUUGUGUCAAUUUGGUUGUGUAUGAUGUACUUUAAAAGUCUACUCUUUUUAAAGUAUAUGCCAAUUAAUAAAAUACAAUUUAGAAAUUAUGCACAAACUAAUGCAUAAGGGGAGGUAACUUCUAUCAAUUAUUUAUGUUCCAGCAAGAUUAAAAUUUAAGAUGUAAAAAUAUGGUAUAACAAAUUCUAAUUGUGUACCAUUAUAGUAUUUUAAUAAUUCAUAUUGAUGUAUGACUGCAAAUUUAUGUAAAUAUCAAAAUAUUAAUUUUGUUCUUUUAUUGUCCAAUUUUGAUGGCAUUUUUAUCGCUGUCAUUUUCUGCCUUAAAUUUUUUUGUCAGGUUUGUGGUAGCUCAUAGAAGCUCUCAUUGGUGACCAAAAUAGGAUACAUAAAACUUUUUUUUAACCUAUGUUGAAUGGAAUUUUUGUCUAUUGAUUAGAGCUAAAAAGAGUAUAUCAACAGAAUUUGCAAGACUUAUUAUAACAGUUUCCAAGUCUAGAGGCCAAAAUAGUGAUUUUUAACAUCUUACGUAGAAUAAAAUUACUGUGUCAGGAAUAAAAACCUUGUGUAAAUUAAAUAUUUAUAUACAUUUUUCUAAUGUUCCCAUGUGCGCAUGUUCUAGCCAUAUCAUGCUGUCACUAAUGUAGUCCUUUAUUGAGGGGAUUCGUCUUAAUUUUAGAAUUUGAUGAUUUCAUUUGGAAAAUAUAUAUACUAAAAUGUAAAAACAUUUUUCACAUAACGAAACAGAUAUUUUUACUUGUGAAGAGUUGUAGUAUCUUAAGAUUGAUAAUUGUUAGCUACGCUUAGAUUUUAGAAAAUUGUUCAUUUUACCACAUGUUGUACACAUUUCAUUUGAAAGUUUAUUCAUUUCAGUUUUGCAUUGAACAAAUUUAGAUCAAAUGUACUUUAAAGAAUUUUGUACAGUUAUCCAUCAAUGAUUGUGUAGUACCAAUUAGGAACAAUUUACCAAAUUGUAUGUAAAAGUUUAUAGUUUAAAAUAGUGUUUUAAUUUUUUCCUGCAAUAUGUUUAUAAUUUUCACAUUUUAUAGACACAAAUUAUAAAUAGUGACUUAAUUUGUAUAAGUAUUAGUUGUGUAAUUAAAUUACAGCAUUAUUUUGUUAAAGUAUUGUGGUAUAUUUUAAAAUAUAAGAACAUCAUCUUUUGUUUUCAUUUUGAGAAAAAAAAUGUCUUUAUAACCAACCUAUGUGUAAUAAACAAUUAGUAAGAAUUAUCUCCCAUUUAGGUGUAGAUAAACAUUCAACAACAGUUAUCUCUCAUAUAGAUUUUGAUAAACAUCCAACAAAAUUUAUCUUGCAUAUAGACGUAAAUAAACAUCCAAAAGGUGUAUCUCCCAUGUAAAUGAAAAUAAACAUUCAAUUAGAGUUAUCUCCCAUAUAGAUGUAAAUAAACAUUCAUCAAGAAUUAACCUCCAUAUAAAUGUAAAUAAACAUUUAAUAAGACUUAUCUCCCAUUUUGGUGUAGAUAACCAUUCAACAAGAGUUAUCUCCCAUAUAGAUUUAAAUACACAUCCUACAAGAUUUAUCUCCCAUAUAGAUGUAAAUAAACAUCUAACUAGAGUUAUCUCCCAUAUAGAUUUAUAUAAACAUCCAACAAGAUUUAUCUCCCAUAUAGAUGUAAAUAACAUUUAAAAGAUUCAUCUCCCAUAUAGAUGUAGAUAACCAUUUACUUAAGAGUUGUAAACUACUAUGUCAUUUGGUCUCUGGUGGAGAGUUGUCUCAUUGGCAAUCACACUACAUCUUAUUUUUAUAUUCAGUUAAGAGUUAUCUCCCAUAAAGAUGUAAAUUUUCUUACUAGAUUAAUUCCAUAAAUUCCCUAGUUUGAUUUGUAGUUUAUUGUUUGUUUUUUGGCAACAAAAUGAUGAAAUUCAAGGAAAUUAUCCAUGAAAUCCAGAAUUUGGUACAAGUGAGAUACAUUUAAAGGAGGCUUUUAAAGUAUUAAUUUUGUGCAACAUGUUUGCAAGUUUUAUUUAAGUAAACUUUUUUUUUAUUGCUGCAAUUUUAUUAUUCACCAUGUUUUGUACAAAUAGUUGUAAAAGAACUGAAAGAUCUAAAAAUUAUUUUAUAUUUUAUCUUGAAAUUCUCUUUUUAUUUCAUGUUGUUCCACAUACAUGACAACCCUCUUCAAUAAUAAACAAAACAUGAUGUUCCUAUUAAUUAGAAUAUUCCUUAUAGUUGUUUUGUUAAGUUAUUGUAGUUUUUUAUGUAUCAGUAACAUCUGCAUGAAGACAUUCUGUUCUUUCCCUUUAAAAAUAUUGAUGAGGGAAAUUAUAGUAAAACCCUAAUCAUUUCAGGAUUUGAUAUUUUAAGUAGAACCUCCAGGGGGAUUGCUGGUCCUAUUUGAACAAAAAGGUAUGUCUGUAAAAAUCCAAUUUGUAGCAUUGAAGGACAGAAUGUCUUUAUGACAUUAUACAUUGUUAUUUGUUUUUAAUGUUGUUUAGGCUGUAGAAUAAGACUUUAAGUUUAUCGCUUUCCUCAUCAACAUAAAAAGUCUCACAAAGAGAAAUAAUUGAUUGAGUUUCCUCAAGUUAUAUUUUUCCACAUAACAGUAUUUAGCAUUAAUUUCAUGCAGCUAAGACAAAAACUAGAAUAUUUUUAAUAAGCUUUAAAUGGUAAAAAAAUUGUGCUUUUAUCCACUUGUCAUAACUUUUUAAUCAGAUUUCCCUGUCAGGGUUUUUGGUGUGCCAUUUAGUAGAAUAGAUAAUAGGUUAUAAUUCAUGUUAUAUAGUGAAACCUUUCUUGAACUCCUUUGCAAUGGAAGUUGUUUAGGUUUCGGCAAACAAACAAAAAGUCAGUUAAAAAAAAGGUUUCGUUUAUGGUCAGUUGAGGCAGGUUUCACUAUAUGUUUUACAGCAGAAUUUGUUCUACCAUAAUUUUGGGGUUUUUUUUAUCAGCUAGUCACAUCUGCAACAAUAACAAAAUCUUUUCUUUAAUUCUUUCCAGAUUCUUACAAGUUUAAUAUGUAAAAUGGGAUAUAUAUACAGUGCAUUAAAGAUUAUAGUUUAAGGCAACAAUGUGCUCAAAAUUUCGCAUACAAAAAGCCUAUGAAAAGAAACUCUUGUAGACUUAUUAUAUCAUGCUGCAAUAGGCAUUUACUUUACAGUUGUCUUGGCAAGUUUUUUGUGAUGACACAGUGUACAAAAUUUGGCUGUUUGAUUAAUUAGAAAUGGAAAAUUUCCAAAAAAUAUAAAUAAUUUAACUUUAGAUUAUUUUAAUAUUGAUAAUUUAUAUAUACUUCUUUUUUCAUUGGCUGUGUGAUGGUUUUAUAACAUGCAGAUAGCUAUUUUAUAACAAAGAUGACCAGUUGAUAAAAAAAGAUUGAAAUGCUUGAAGCAGGAGUUCUGCAAAUAUAUAGUAAUUACAUAUUAAAUAUAUAGGAUAGAUAUUUUACACAGAAGUAAUAUGUACAGUCAUAUUUAGUGGUUAUGAAUAUUCAUUACUUUGUUAAUUCACAUAUUUUAGUGAUUAUGAAUAUUCAUUAUGUUUACCAAAGAUUUUUAAUGUGAUGCUUUAAGUUGUCUCUGGCCUAUUGCCGUAUUAUGUGUGUUGAUUGUUGUUCAAAUUGACAAUCAAUAAAUCAGUACAAAUGGU
Molecule: messenger RNA, 9319 nt
Organism: Mytilus californianus (California mussel)
Lineage: Eukaryota; Metazoa; Mollusca; Bivalvia; Mytilida; Mytilidae
Exons: 7
Coding region: 12-3353 (1113 amino acids)
Biological process (GO): regulation of transcription by RNA polymerase II; anatomical structure development
Molecular function (GO): RNA polymerase II cis-regulatory region sequence-specific DNA binding; DNA-binding transcription factor activity, RNA polymerase II-specific
Source: RefSeq, a predicted model, not a curated record